AUGUCUAGUACAGUCACUGUGUUCGUGAUAUCUCCCGACACGCGCUCGGAGCGGCGCCUUGAUCUACACAUCACCGUGCAGCAACUGAAGAACAAGCUCGAGUUGAUCACGGGCAUCCCAGUGCAGAACCAGGCGAUCUCCGUGUUCAACACCGAGGGCGAUACUGCGCCAGCUGCGGUACUCAAUGACGAUAGCAGGCCACUCGGGUUCUAUGGCGUGAAGGAUCUGCAGAUCUUCCAAGUGUCGGAUCUCAAUCCGGCCGUGUCCUUCACUGGCCAAUUGAGCGAUGUUUCGCAAGUGGAGAAGUUCGAGCUGAGCGAGGGCGAGUACGCGCAGCGACAAGAUACCGUCCUCGCCUAUAAGCAACUUCACAAGAUCGGCAGGUUCGCCGAGAAGCCAGACGAGGAGGAGGAAACCGCCGUACCGGAAGACAUCAAGGUCGGCGCACGGUGUGAAGUAGAGACGCAAGAGGAAGGGCUUCACAAGCGUGGCACCGUCCGCUUCGUGGGCCCGACCAAGUUCGCGAAGGGCGUAUGGGUUGGGAUCGAGUAUGAUGAACCGAUGGGCAAGAACGAUGGGUCUGUGAAGGGCGAACACUACUUCGACUGCAAGCCUAAUUUUGGUGUCUUCGUGAAGCACGACAGGGUCAAGAUCGGGGACUUUCCAGUCGAAGAGAUUAAUCUCGAUGAUGAAGAGAUGUAA
Rhodofomes roseus is the source of this 702-nucleotide messenger RNA. RefSeq names its product CAP Gly-rich domain-containing protein. Lineage: Eukaryota; Fungi; Basidiomycota; Agaricomycetes; Polyporales; Fomitopsidaceae. Bases 1 to 702 code for a protein of 233 amino acids. The record is from RefSeq and is a predicted model, not a curated record. The transcript has 5 exons. Gene Ontology annotation, molecular function: alpha-tubulin binding; microtubule plus-end binding. Gene Ontology annotation, cellular component: cytoplasm; microtubule plus-end; nucleus. Gene Ontology annotation, biological process: tubulin complex assembly; cytoplasmic microtubule organization; post-chaperonin tubulin folding pathway.